AGAGAGAGAGAGAGAGUGAGAGAAAGAGCUAGGGUUUCAUCGCACGAUCGAGUGAUGGCAACAAAGCUGCUUAGUUCUUCGAAGUUCAAUUGCUCAUCUGAUGUCUCUGAUGAUUUCAAGUACAUUUGCGGGCUCAGCACGAUUCUCGUCGCCACCAUUCAGGAAGUGAAAGACCAUGUUUCCCAAAUCGAAUUCAUAUUCUGUAGUCAGCUUUUUCCCAAUUUCCAAUCAAAAUCAAAGCUUCUUCAAACAAUGCUCGCAGACGCAAAGAGGGCCGCGGACGAAGAAUGGAGGAAGAAAGAGGCUGAUCUCUUAAAUCAAAUAGAAGAGCUCCUUAUUGAAAAGAAGCACUUCAAAGAGCAAAUCCAGCAGUUGAACAAUUCUUUGGAGGAGAAUAAGAUAAAAUUGGUGAGCAAUGAACACUUGGCGAAUAAAAUUGAAACAGAGAAGAAACAGCUUUUGGAAAAGUUGGAAUGCUUAAUGGGGAAUGAAGAGAUUGUUAAAGAGCUGAAGAAGCAGCUCGAGGAGAAGAGCAAUGAAGUUGCGCAGGGGAAAGAGUUGCUGCAAAGGCUAUUGAAACAGAUUGAGUUGAAGGAUCAGAGUAUGUUGGCUGAACAGAGAAAGAGAAGAGACUUGGUUGAGGAUUUUAAUACGCUGAAGACAAAUUACAAGCAAUUAAAAUCUCAAUACAAUUUUCUACUCGGCAAAAUUGGCAACACCAGAGUAAAUAUGUAUUGUUUAGAGAGGGCAGGGGAGGCUAGGAAUAUGCCGAGGCCCCACUUGAAUAAGAGAAGCCUCCAAGAUUCAGAUGAAUGUGAUGAACAGGAUAUUCAGCCUGUUUCUAAACAAAGGGAACAGAAAAUCAGGGCUCUUUCUCAUGAAAAGCUUGAACCAGAUGAAGAUGCUGGAUCGGCCACAGUUGUAACUAUCGACUCUCGUACCAAUCUAUCAUCUAGUUCCAUUGGCCUCCCACCAAAGCAUAUGCAUGGCAAACCAAAAUUUGAACCUUUAACUGGCUUAAAGCGAGCAGAUUCGUGUUGGAGAGAUACUCGGGGCCGUCAAGAACCAGGUGCUCUGGACCCACAUGACGAUUUUCUCGAUACUCCCAUGGAAGUUCUGAGAAACCUAAACCAAAGACCUCAAGAAGCACAUGCUCUUCCUGUUCCCCCUCCUCAAGAUAUGGAUUUCAACAACUCUGAUGAAGAAACUCAAGAUUUAAACAUUGCGGCAGUUCCUAAGCAGCCAAGUAUUUCGAUUCUCGGUCCUGCAAAUAAGAGCUUUAAGUACGUAGAGCCUGUAAGGAAGAAGGCUGAGAGAGAGAAUCUUAAAGGGAUUGAAUGCAAGCAAUGCAAGAAGUUUUACGACGCCGUUCUACCUACCGGUGAGGGAGAGGACAAUGGCGCGAACACUACAGGUGUGAGAUGUGAGCAUCAUGAUGGUGUAUCGAGACAUAGGUACAGGUAUGCCCCUCCGAUGACACCUGAAGGAUUUUGGAACAUAGGUUUUGAUUCUGAUAUAUAAUGUUCUUCUUGGGUGUUUUCGACUGUAGAUAUUUCUACU
Molecule: messenger RNA, 1560 nt
Organism: Ananas comosus (pineapple)
Lineage: Eukaryota; Viridiplantae; Streptophyta; Magnoliopsida; Poales; Bromeliaceae
Product: protein gamma response 1
Exons: 3
Coding region: 55-1521 (488 amino acids)
Biological process (GO): DNA double-strand break processing involved in repair via single-strand annealing; double-strand break repair via homologous recombination
Cellular component (GO): site of double-strand break
Molecular function (GO): double-strand/single-strand DNA junction binding; damaged DNA binding; double-stranded DNA binding
Source: RefSeq, a predicted model, not a curated record